GAAAGAUCAUCCCGGAAUCACAGAGCGAAUCUGCACGGUGUCUGCGCUGGAGUCGCUUUAUCUAACAUGAGGACUCAAAGCGCUUUUAUUUUAUGGACUGCGAUGGUUCUUCAUUCGUCUGUCAUAAAAGGUCAGACCACAGACUCAUCCACAGACGCAAGAUCCGCUCUGAAUGAAGUCACUCCAACAAAUCGCGUGACUUCAGAAAGUGGCAUUUUGGGAUCGCGAGCCACUACAUCCUACCGAAGCGUCUCCUCUCCUUCGGCGGAUUUCACGACGGAGGUCACACCUACAGUUCCUCCUCCAUCACAGUCAUCCAAAGACACCUCUCCUUCACCAGCCGUCUCCCAGACCCCUGCGCUACAAGAAGUCACCACCCUCGACGCGGACACUGCCUCGGUACCAGGUUUUUCUACUGCAGGUUCUUCUGCUAGCAGCCCGUCGGUUUCUUUUUUGAAGAGCACCGUUUCAUAUUCAGCAGCCACCACAGCUCCUGCAACAUCCAUCGAUCAAAGCGAAGGACCUCAAACGGACUCUACUCCAGCCAGCAGCAGCGUGAUGCAGACCACACAAACAGCUCCACUUUUCACCCCCACUUACCCUCAGACUUCUCAGAUGGCCCUGACCAGCAGUUCAAAGGUCACCGGACCUGCUCCUUUGGAAGACCAGGAUGAACCUUCCGAACUGGACGUGGGGGAUCAAGAGUCAGGGAAGGUUCCUCACCGCCCCGCUUCACCCCUGGACCCCCUGCUCGCUGCUCUGGUCACCAUUUUCAUCAUUUGCACCGCCAUGGUCUCGGCCGUCCUCUUCUUCAGGUUUCGCCAGCGGAGCGAACAUCCAGAAUUCCACCGGCUUCAAGACCUCCCUAUGGACGACCUCCUAGAAGACACGCCACUGUCAAGAUACACCUAUUAGCAAGAAGGGAUCCCGCUGUUUCAUGAUCCGAUUCCUCAGGCGGCCGGUGUUGUUAUUGCUGAAAACCCCUGAAAGACGGCUUUCACAACCGAUCUCCGAUUCUGGGUUUUUCCGGGCUUUGACGCUAAAACGUGGUUGUGUGAUAUUGGAAUAAAAACGUAGUUAUUUGACUAUAUUACGAAAACCAUUCAAGUAAAAUACGGGCUCCAGUAAACAGAAUAAAAUAAAUGUAUCGGUGUUAAAAACUCCAAGAAGAAAAUGUUCAAAUUAAAAAAAAAAAACGGAACUGAUGUACUUUUGAUUCACUUUGAGAUCCUCCACAAACGUAGAUAUACUACAACAAGCAUUUUCCUCACAAACAUGACACGUAGAGAAGAAAGAAUUCACAUUCGAGUUAAUUAGAGAGUUUGCUGGAGAUCACUGGCUUGUUUUUUCCCUUUAUUAGACACUAUAUUACGAGGCUGUCAUUUGGUUCAUCCUAAAGCUAAACUCCGGCGUUUACCGUCGUCAGGUUUCGAUCCAAUCAGGAUUUUCAGGUAAAGAUAUUCACAGUUCACACAAAUGCACAGCUUUGACCGAAAUCACUACAGUUCAGACAUUUUUUUUAGUCCACAACAUUUUACUGAUACGACCGCUCCUUGACUUUUACAUAACUUUAUUUCAUUCUCGAGGUAUAAAAUUUCUCGUAUCUAGAAAAGCAAAUAGUACCGCACCUUUCUUUUUGUAUUGUAGGUGCUUCUGCUUUUUUUCCAAGGCAUUUUUUUUUUCUCGAAAAACGUUUUAGCAUACAUGUCUCUGGACUUUUGCACUGUUAGAACUGUGAUGUUGUAGUCGGGAAAAUCGUAAUUUUUAUGUGACGGGCUUGUAGAAUGAGAACAAAUUGGGAUUUUGAUAUUCACGACAAAGUUGAUCGUCCGGAUCGAUAGUGAAGCUACGUGAAAUAACUUGAAAUGUAUUUUAGCAUAUUCACUUCUGUCUACGCUGGUUUUUGUGGUAAACCUAGUGCCUAAUGUACUUUGUGCCAAAAAUGCGUUAAAUAAACUGAUAAAUAUAUAUAUUGCACAGUUGUGUUGUUGAGAUGAACCUGUAAAAAUGAGAGUUUGUAAUAAAAUAAGAAAACUG
This is a messenger RNA of Puntigrus tetrazona (Sumatra barb), 2037 nucleotides long. Its product is annotated as flocculation protein FLO11. The record is from RefSeq and is a predicted model, not a curated record. The transcript is spliced from 5 exons. Bases 67 to 915 code for a protein of 282 amino acids. Lineage: Eukaryota; Metazoa; Chordata; Actinopteri; Cypriniformes; Cyprinidae.